Vigna unguiculata (cowpea) is the source of this 1284-nucleotide messenger RNA. RefSeq names its product adenylate cyclase. Lineage: Eukaryota; Viridiplantae; Streptophyta; Magnoliopsida; Fabales; Fabaceae. The record is from RefSeq and is a predicted model, not a curated record.
AGGGUGCGCUCAACUUGAACGGCGUAGAAGAGGGAGUAAGCGGAAAGAGCGGUUUCCAAGUUACAAGUUAAAAGAUGUUGAGAAGAAAGCCAACAAAAAUCGAAGUCAAGAUCGAAGACAAAGAAGAACUCGAAGAAGCUCGCCGACGCAACGCUUCUGUAACCACUGUCACCACUACGGCCCCCGCUGGCACCACAUCUCUCCUCCGUCAGCUGGAUCGCGGCGGUGAGGAUCCCGCUUCCAAGGCGCAUCGCAUCGGUCUCUCCUCGUAAAACCCUAGCCUCAGUCUCCCACCUUUCUUCCCCAAUGGAGGUCGAAGUGAAGCUGCGCCUCGCAGACGCCAACGCCCACCGCCGUGUCACCAGCCUGCUCUCCCCCUUCCACGUCGUCACCCACCGCCAGCAAAACCUUUUCUUCGACGGCGCUGCGUCCGAGCUCUCCGAGCGCCGCGCUGUGCUGCGCCUCCGCUUCUACGGUGACGACGAGCGGUGCGUCGUUUCGCUGAAGGCGCGGGCGGUGCUGGUGGACGGUGUCAGUCGCGUGGAGGAGGACGAGGAGGAUCUGGACCCGAGGAUCGGGCGCGAAUGCGUUGCAGAGCCUGGGAAGUUGGGAUCGGUGGAGUCUAGGGUUUUGCGGAGGGUGAAGGAGGAGUUUGGAACUGAAAAGGGGUUUGUAGGGUUAGGAGGGUUUGGGAACGUGAGGAAUGUGUAUGAUUGGAAGGGAUUGAAAUUGGAAGUGGAUGAAACUAAGUUUGGCUCUGGAAUUCUCUAUGAGAUCGAAUGUGAGAGUGCUGAUCCUGAAGGAGCUAAGCGGCUCCUUGAGGAGUUCUUGAAGGAGAAUAAAAUUGAUUAUUCUUACUCCACCGCCUCCAAAUUUGCAAUCUUUCGAUCUGGAAAACUGCCUUAGUCAGAAAUUUGUCUGACGCUUUGCCUCAGUGUCCUGGUCAGAAUAGAUAAGGGCAAGAGGGAGGCAACAGAGGAACUAAUGUUGCUGAUUAAUGUCGGAGAACUGAAUGGAAGAAGAAUGUAACAGGAUUCGAGGUUUUUCUGAGCCUAUGAGAAACUGUUUUGCUCAAACUAUGCUUAUCUACUAAUCUGGGUUAUGAUCAGUACGAAUAAUGUGUGGCAGAGAAGUGUUUGUAAUGUGUUUGUUUGGUAAUCCUUUCUUGACUUUGUGUAUAAUGUGUUUAUGGUUCACUCUUGUACCAUCUUAUGAUAUAUCCGAUAGCAAAAGAAGUAUGUUCUGCAAGACUUUUUUUUUGGAAGUGAUUUUUCAUGAAUAAAA